CAGCCUAGUUGUGCUUUAUGUUUUUAUUGUAUUAGCCUACUACAAUUGAUAACAAAGAAAAAUAAUAGAAAUUAACCAAUUAAUCGAUAACUAAUUAAUAUGAUUAAAACAGCCUGUUAUAAAAUAAUGCUAAGACACCCGAGGAUGUCCGGUGAAGUUUCGUUUACAGCAUGUUAUUAGGUUUCGUUUUCCAAUCGUAAGAACAGGAAACUCAUGCCGAACGCAUGAAUAACCGCGACCCACCAAGUCCAAACUUCAAAGUCGUGUUCAACUUGGAGUGAGAGGCCAGUGAAUAGGCUACAGGGCGUUGAAAUGGAAUCGGCGAUAGUCAAAUAUCUCUGUGGGAACCUCGGAUCCACAAACAGGGAUGAACUGGUGGCCAACUGUGUGUUUGGUGACGCCUCGACGGUGAACGAGAUCAUCAGCAACCGAGACCGGUUCGCCAACGCGCAUUAUAAUGGAGAGAAGCAUCUGAUCGCCAAGACGGCUCUCCGACUGUGCAGAAGGCUGGUGUGCGCUGGACCUGGAUGCAGCAGUUUACAUCUCUGUAAAACAUACCUGUACGGCGAGUGCCAGUUUCCUGGAAGGCGGGCCAGGUGUUCCUUCUCGCACGACCUCCACUCCGAACACAACGCCGGACUUCUGAGAACACACGGCUUGGAAGAUCUGGACAAGAAGGAGAUAUGUGUGUUACUGCUGCAGAACGACAUGGACCUGCUCCCCUCUGUGUGCUUCGACUACAACAACACCGGAUGCCAGGAGGGCUGCAAAAGGAUCCACAUCUGUGAUAACUACCUGCGUCGUAACUGCUGCUGCUCGCUGGCCCACGACUUCUACGAGCCGCAGCCCUUCGAGGUGCUGCAGAAGAGCCGCAUCCCCAACGACCUCAUGGCGGCCAUGAAGCCGCUGUACAUCAACAAGAAGGUCCUGAGUAGCAUCGAGCACAAGGCCAAGCAGGCAGGACAGACCAAUCAGGUCCCUGGGGCUCUUGGAGCUGGUGGUGGUGGUGGUGGUGGUGUUCUGGUGGUGGUGGUGGUGGUCGUGGUGGUCGUGCUGGUCGUGCUAUGGGUGGUGCUCGUGGUGCUAUUGCUAUCGGUAGAGCUGGAGCUCCAAGAGGUGGAGCUGGUGGAAGGAAAAGACCGCCUCGAGGUAUCUGCUCAUUACAAGACUCUCACUCGGAAGGUGCUGGUAGACUCUGGAGCGGAUGUAGAUCUCUUGGACUGGGAUUUCACCAAGGUGCCGCCAUGUUAUCUUGAUCUUAAAGAGGCGUUCAACAAGGCUAAGGCCACAUCACUUCCCCCACAUAGGCCCUAUGACUGUGCCAUAGACUUGUUCCCGGGGGCUCCCAUCCCCAAGGGCAGACUGUACUCUCUUUCAGGCCCUGAGAAGGAGGCCAUGACUGAAUACAUCAAAUCCUCGGCGGAGCGAGCCUUCCAACAGCUGAAGGAAAGGUUCACCACGGCUCCCAUACUCACGGUUCCAGACCCGCGACGGCAGUUUGUGGUGGAGGUGGAUGCCUCAAAUGUCGGCAUUGGAGCCAUUCUGUCACAGAAGUCGGCCAAGGACAACAAACUCCACCCUUGUGCCUUCUUCUCACAUAUAUCCAUGGACUUCGUCACCGGUCUCCCCUACUCGGAAGGUAACACCACUGUGCUGACGGUGUGUGCUUAUGGAUAUCAGCCUCCGUUGUUUCAAGAGACAGAGGGUGAGGUCACAGUCCCCUCUGCCCAUGCCAUGGUACGUCGCUGCCACCGCAUCUGGGCUGCGGCUCGCAGGGUCCUGCUGCGUAGCGCCACAAGGAUGAAGAGUGUUGCAGAUCGGCAACGUCGGCCUGCUCCAUGCUACAGGCCAGGUCAGAAAGUCUGGCUGGCCACCAAGGACUUGCCUCUCCAUGUCAUGUCACAUAAAACCGAGAUUUGCAUGUACUUCCUCAUAGGCACCUGUAGAAACACCAUAGAAAGGUGUUUCCAAGCUCAUUGCAGUCUGCCUUACAGCUGGGAAGUUCUGGAGGGCCAUCAGUGGACGCUGCUGGAUAGCUCAGAGAAGAUAGAAGAGGAUUACUGUAACCCCAAAAAGACAUACAGCACGGUGGAUGUAGAAGCGGUUUGCUUUGACACCAUGACGCGUGGACUCCAGAAGGUCAGGCGUCUCUCCUCCAUCUCCUCAGUCCUCCAGCCCACCUUCCUACUCACCACCGAGUGGCUCUGGUACUGGGAGGAUGAGCAUGGGAACUGGAACCAGUACGAUUCACCGGUGAGAUCAGCACUAUCACAAAGCGGUGCCAGCCUGACUCGGCUCACAUCCGCAGACACCAACAGCAGCACAGUGCUGGAGCAGAAGUUCCAGAACGACCCCCAGGAGGUGAUGGAGUUCACCGCAGGGUCCCAGGACUACACAAUCAAGGGCGCACUCACACUAGACAUGAUCCAGACCAAUAAGAGAUACGGAACCAAGAGGGUGGUGAGGCGACGGCCUCGCUUCCUGUCCUCCGCCGACGUGCUGGUCGUCAGGACAAGUAGAAGGCCUCCAAAUGGUCCAACAAAUGUCCUACCUAUGCCAAGGCACUGGGACAGGACCCAGGUUCCUGAGACUGGACAUAAGAAAGUUCUGCUGCAAGAUUCGUCCGAAGAAUACAAAGAGGUGGAGUCGCUGUUUCGUCAGACGAUGACCAACUUUGACAUCGUAAAGAUCGAGAGGAUUCAGAACAAGAGUCUCUGGGACCAAUUUCAGUUGCAAAGGGAACAAAUGAAGACGAAGAACGGGGGCCGUUGCGUGGCCGAGAGGAAGCUGUUCCACGGCACAGACUCCAAGUUCAUCGACGCCAUCUGCUGCUCGAACUUUGACUGGAGGAUCUGCGGAACCCACGGGACCGUCUACGGCAACGGCAGUUAUUUCGCCCGGGACGCCAGCUACUCCCACAACUACACCGGGAACGCCUCGACGGUCCGCUCCAUGUUCGUGUCCCUGGUGCUGGUGGGUCACCACACCCGGGGCGAGGCCGGCUACGCGCGUCCGCCCUCCAAGGACGGCGGGGACACCCUCUUAUACGACAGCUGCGUCAACGACAUCCUCUCGCCUUCCAUCUUUGUCAUCUUCGACCGGCCUCAGAUCUACCCGGAGUUCCUGCUCACUUACCAGGAAAAGCGAGAAAAGGUGUGGGCUCCAGACGACUUGUUCUCCGGGGUACUGGCCGCCGCGCCGGUGGUGAAGCCCACAGCCGUGCCAAGCGCCAUGUUCGUAAGCAGGUCCGCAUCCUUGGCCAGUGCCAUGACCGUGCCAAGGGCCACACAUGUGCCCAGUGCCACGCCCGUGCCUAGUGCCACGCCCGUGCCAAGAGCCACACGCGUGCCAACGGCCACGCCUGUGCCCAGUGCCACAACUGUGCCCAGUGCCACGCCCAUGCCCAGUGCCACGUCCGUGCCCAGUGCCAUGUUUGUGCGCAGGUCUGCGUUCUUGGACAGUGCCACGCCUGUGCCAAGGACCACAGCCGUGCCCAGUGCCACGCCCGUGCCAAGAGCCACACGCAUGCCAACGGCCAUGCCCGUACCCAGUGCCACGCCCGUGCCCAGUGCCACGCCCGUGCCAAGAUCCACACGCGUGCCAACGGCCACGCCUGUGCCCAGGGCCACGCCUGUACCCAGUGCCACGCCCAUGCCCAGUGACACGCCCAUGCCCAGUGCCACGUCCGUGCCCAGUGCCACGCCUGUGCGCGGGUCUGCGUUCUUGGCCAGUGCCACGCCCGUGCCAAGGGCCACGCCCGUGCCCAGUGCCACGCCUGUGCCAAGAGCCACACGCGUGCCAACGGCCACGCCCGUGCCCAGUGCCACGCCCGUGCACAGGGCCACGCCCCUCCGCAGAUUGACAGCCACGCCGGUGUACACCCAGGCCUACGAGGAACCCACUUCACAGUUCUACGUCCCCCGGCCUUCCAGACGCAGCCCCCCGCCCCCGACCUCCCCUAGCCCGAAGAAGUGUGUGGUGAGCUAGGGCGGGGCGGGGCGAGGAGGCGGGGCUAAUAAGGUGGUGUCUGUUAGGGUGUUGGAUUGGGGCGCAGGGCUCAUGAGGGUCGCAUCCCCGGUGAGUUCUGCUGAGUCAUGGUUUGUCGGGACUCGGGAGUCAUGGAGACACGCCCCUGGAGGACUUUGGGAAUCUGUUUUGGUUUUUUAGAUCUACCUUUGGGUCGUGAAAGGGCGGUGGUUCUGUGAAAGGGCUUUGGGUCUCGACUCGCCCUUCAACAUGAGGUAUAUCCUGAAAAGCCGGAGGUAUACUAAUAAGAAAAUGUAUUGAUGUACGUUACAAUUAUGCAAUAUACACAGAGAAAAAUGCUUUAUGGUAAUCGUUGGAGAUAUUUGAGUUGCUCUGUGCAUAUGAGUUUCAUUGCACAGUUGAAUAAUUUUUCAAAUCGAUGGAAACCACAGCUGGCCUUGAUGAAGGAUUCACGACGAAUCCAGUCUGUCCACACGUCAGCGAGAGGACGUCAUCACGAGUGUAUAUAAAACAUUUAAAUGUCUGUACUGACCUGUGGCCAGCAGAGGGCAGCAACUACCCACGAACCAACUACACUACGACCAAUGUCAUGAUUGCGUUUGAUUACCUUAAAAUACAGGUUGUUUUGCAGGGUUAAAAACAUCAUUUAUUUGCUGUAGUGUGUAUCAUCCUGAAGGAACAAGCUGUGAUAGCUUUUGUAACUGCAAAUGUAUUUUUAAAAUAUAUAUGCAUUUAUUGAAAAAUCUAA
Molecule: messenger RNA, 4735 nt
Organism: Gadus morhua (Atlantic cod)
Lineage: Eukaryota; Metazoa; Chordata; Actinopteri; Gadiformes; Gadidae
Exons: 19
Coding region: 313-3987 (1224 amino acids)
Cellular component (GO): nucleus
Molecular function (GO): NAD+ poly-ADP-ribosyltransferase activity; metal ion binding
Source: RefSeq, a predicted model, not a curated record